Messenger RNA from Mustela erminea (ermine), 1488 nucleotides. Its product is annotated as putative activator of 90 kDa heat shock protein ATPase homolog 2. The transcript has 9 exons. NCBI's taxonomy places the organism in Eukaryota, Metazoa, Chordata, Mammalia, Carnivora, Mustelidae. Gene Ontology annotation, molecular function: protein-folding chaperone binding; ATPase activator activity. The record is from RefSeq and is a predicted model, not a curated record.
AUGUGGCUACCAGCUGGGGCCUCCAUUCACGGCUCUGCCCUUCUGGUCCCUGGCAGGACAGAACGGGAUACCAACAACUGGCCCAAGAGGAAGCUCCGUGACCUCCUGGUGGGCCUCAUCGUGGAGAAUGAGGUGGCAGCGGUGACAUCUGAGACAUACCUAGAAAAACGUCCCUUCGACGAAUGGCUGACGUCAGACAUUACUGACUGUGUAAUUAAAGAAUCUGGUGCAAAGCACAGGGGAUUGAUUGAAAUAAUCAACCUUUCUGAAGAAAGUGAAGUAGAUGACACUGAGGUGCCCGUGCCCUCCCUGGCCCCUUCCUCUGUGACUCCGGGCUGGUGGCAGGUAAAUGUGACCGUGUACGGACUGGAGCGUGCUCAGGUGGAUGAAUGGGGUGAACGUGAGAAAAAGAAAGGAGAUGGGGAUAUACUGAAGGAUCUUAUGAAACAUGCAGGCACUGCCACGCUCAGGGAGGCUCUUGGCGAUUACCUGAAGGCACUUAUGAUGGAAUCACUUCUUGUAUAUUUCUUUUUAGAAUUUACAAUGGGAAUGAUUUUACCAAGGAAAGCCAUGGCAACCCAGGAACUGACAGUUAAAAGGAAACUGAGUGAGAACACUCUGCAGGUAUGACCUUUGAGGUCAGGAUAUCAAAUCCCCAUUGUGGUACUGCACAUGAUCGCAUUCUUUGACGCCACUACAGAGCAACUGUAUGACGUCUUCACUGGGAAAGACGUAAGUAACUUCCCAAAACUGAAAGGGAGGGAAAUUCCAAAUGUUUGCUGGAGCAUCACCGGUGAGUAUGCAGGAUUGACUGUUCAGGAGUUCCUGUCUGUAAAGAGGAGCAUGAAAUUCUGUUGGCAGAAGCAGCAUUUUGAAGAAAUAAAAGGUUUACUGCGGCUGACCACCCUAAAUGGUUGAAUUAGAAGAUUUUAUAAGGGUAUUACUCUUUGUAAGCAGGAAAAAUGUCAAGUUUACCUCUUCCCCAUUAUUCCUUUUAAAAAAGACACUCCAUUUAUAGUGGAUGAAAUCCAUGAGUUUAUACAGAAUUCAAAGCACCGUUUGAACCUUUACUACAACUAGACUCUUACUAGAUUAAAAGUAGCAAGCAACCUGGAUAUUGGGUAUGAACCUUACCUCCCAUAGCGCUCCUUUGAGGAGAGACUGAGCCGCUGGGUACAGACGGUUGCUGUUUCCCACUAAAGCUUGUCCUAGCAAGCUGCUUUCAGCUGUAUUUUUAGUUCAGGCAGAUAAAAAAUAAAUGGCACAUUGAUACUUUUCCUUUAUUUUACGUCAGGGUUUUUAAGGUCUGUAGCUCUUAGGUAGCGAAGCAGCAGCGCGUCGCGUUUGGAAGCAUGGCGAUGUGAGGCGCAGCAGGCCUUGUCCUGAGGCUGCUCCCUACGGCAGUUCUGCACUCUGGGCGGAGGCCUCAAACGCUCAGGGGUAAGUGACUUUUUGGACUGCUGCUACUACUAUAGUGAAAGAGAAUAU